Messenger RNA from Erigeron canadensis, 2036 nucleotides. RefSeq names its product pre-mRNA-splicing factor SLU7-like. NCBI's taxonomy places the organism in Eukaryota, Viridiplantae, Streptophyta, Magnoliopsida, Asterales, Asteraceae. Gene Ontology annotation, cellular component: spliceosomal complex. Gene Ontology annotation, molecular function: pre-mRNA 3'-splice site binding. The transcript is spliced from 6 exons. The record is from RefSeq and is a predicted model, not a curated record. Bases 401 to 1705 code for a protein of 434 amino acids. Gene Ontology annotation, biological process: mRNA splicing, via spliceosome.
ACCAUCACCGCCAUAUCGUAUGUCUCCCCCUUUCGCGAAAUUUCACUCCAAUUCGAUUUUUAGGGUUUCACUUCUAUUAUUUGUAAAAUCGUAACUUCGACUACAGAUCAACCAUGGCGACCGCAUCAGGGAGGAUCACAAGAAGCAAAUGGAACUGGAAGAAGCUCGUAAAGCUGGGCUUGCACCUGCAGAGGUUGAUGAAGAUGGAAAAGAAAUCAAUCCACAUAUUCCUCAGUAUAUGUCAUCUGCUCCUUGAUAUCCCAAUGCAAAGCGGCCGAGUUUGAAACAUCAAAGGAAAUGGAAGUCGGAUCCAAAUUACACAAAGGCUUGGUAUGACAGAGGAGCUAAAAUAUGCGAAGCUGAAAAGUACAGGAACGGUGCAUGUGAAAAUUGUGGAGCUAUGACCCACAACACCAAGGCAUGCAUGGAGAGGCCGCGGAAGCUUGGAGCAAAAUAUACCAGUAAAAACAUAGCACCUGAUGAGAAAAUUGAGACUUUUGAGCUCAAUUAUGAUGGGAAACGGGACAGGUGUAAUGGUUAUGAUCCAGCUUUGUAUGCUUAUGUCAUUGAUAGAUAUGAAGCUCGUGAUGAAGCUUGGAAGAAGCACUUGAAGGAUCAGCAGUUAAAAAAGCUAGAGAAGAACAAUACUGGAAAUGCGGAAGAAGGGGUCAGUGAUGACGAGGACAAUGAAGAUGCUUUGAAAGUAGAUGAAGCCAAAGUCGAUGAAAGCAAGCAGAUGGAUUUUACUAAAGUUGAGAAGCGUGUUCGUACAACCGGAGGUGGGUCUACAGGAACUGUGAGAAAUCUGCGUAUUCGAGAGGAUACAGCAAAAUACCUUCUGAAUCUUGAUGAAAACUCUGCACAUUUUGAUCCGAAAACUCGAUCCAUGCGUGGGGACCCCCUUCCAGAUAUGAAUCCGAAUGAGAAGUUUUAUUCUGGGGAUAAUCAGAACAGAUUUAGUGGGCAAGCUUUGGAAUUUAAGCAAUUAAAUAUACAUGUCUGGGAAGCAUUUGAGAAAGGGAAUGAUGUGCACAUGCAAGCGGCUCCUUCACAAGCUGAAUUACUGUACCAAAAUUUUAAGGUUAAUAUAGAGAAGUUGAAAUCUCAAGUGAAGGAAACGAUUGUUGAGAAGUAUGGGAAUGCAGCUGCCGAGGAACCGCUUCCGAGAGAGCUCUUACUGGGGCAAAGUGAGAGCGAAGUUGAGUAUGAUCGGGCUGGUAGGAUCAUUAAGGGCCAGGAGAUGGCCCUUCCCAAGAGCAAAUGCGAAGAGGAUGUUUAUAUUAAUAACCACACAGCUGCUUGGGGCUCGUGGUGGAAGGACAGUCAGUGUGGUUACAAGUGCUGCAAGCAGUUUGUUAGGAACAGUUAUUGUACUGGUGCUGCUGGCAUAGAAGCUGCGGAAGCCGCAACAGACCUCAUGAAGGCUAAUAUUGCUCGCAAAGAGGCCACAGAGGAUGUGAUGGCUCCAACCGAAGAGAAGCAGCCUGGGACUUGGGGAACUGACAUUCCGGAUGACUUGGUUUUGGACCAACAUAAACUGGCUGAAUCACUUAAGAAGGAGGACAAGCGGAAGAGAGAAGAGAAAGAUGAAAGGAAGCACAAAUACAAUGUCAAGUGGACUGAUGAUGUCACGGCUGAAGACAUGGAGACAUAUAGAAUGAAGAAGGUUCAUCAUGAUGAUCCAAUGAAAGACUUCUUAAACUAGUUUUCAUCAAUAAUCCACACUUCAUGCUCUUAUCUUCAAGUACCCAUUUAUCGAAGAUGUUGGGGAAGUUUGUGAGCUUCAAAUUUACAAUAAUGAAACGUGAUUGUAUUAGUUUCAUAUUGUAAGUUAUAGGAGGUCGCUGGUAGUGUUUUGACACUAGUAUUAUCUCAAUUUUACUUGAUGGUGGGUUGUAAUGUCACAAUGACCUCUUUGGCAUAAUGGUUGCAUGUAAAUUUGUUCCUUUUUGCGCCAAAACUGACCAAUGAACUUCUGUUUUCUAGAAGAAUGAUAUGACUGAUUUUUUUAAUAUAUUUUAUUUUAUUUGGGCUUA